AUGGAGUGUUACUACAUUGUCAUCAGCUCCACGCAUCUCAGCAACGGACACUUUCGCAACAUCAAGGGAGUUUUCCGGGGCCCUCUCAGCAAGAACGGGAACAAAACUCUGGACUAUGCUGAGAAGGAGAACACUAUUGCCAAAGCUCUGGAGGAUCUGAAGGCAAAUUUUUACUGUGAACUCUGUGACAAGCAGUAUUAUAAGCAUCAGGAAUUUGACAAUCACAUUAAUUCAUAUGACCAUGCUCACAAGCAGAGGCUCAAAGAACUGAAACAGAGAGAAUUUGCUCGAAAUGUAGCAUCUAAAUCCAGGAAGGAUGAAAGAAAACAGGAAAAGGCACUCCAACGUCUUCACAAGCUGGCUGAGCUAAGAAAGGAAACUGUGUGUGCUCCUGGAAGUGGCCCCAUGUUCAAGUCAACAACUGUUACUGUGAGAGAAAAUCUCAAUGAAGUUUCCCAAAGAGAGAUUGUAGAUUCAGUUAAUAACCAGCAAGAUCUGAUUCACAGUGAAGAAAAAGGGAAAGAUGUCACCACCGCUUCUGCAGAAACAGAAAGUGCAAGUAACUGCACCACAAAUAAUUGCCAGCUUGGGGAUCAAGUUCAGGGCAUGCACAGACAUAGAAUUGGCUUUUCCUUUGCAUUUCCAAAGAAAGCCUCUGUGAAGCUGGAGUCUUCAGCUGCGGCCUUCUCUGAAUACAGUGAUGAGUCCUCUGUGGAGAAAGAAUUCAGCAGGAAAACCAGAUUUGUCCCCAGCACUUGUCACCUUCAACUAUUAUCGCCACCAUGUGAGCUCCUCAGUUCUGAAGAGAAAGCUAACUCUCUUCAUCCACCGGAGGCCAUGUGUACUGACAAAGCAACUGCUCCAAUCGAAGAGACAAAAGAAAUCUCUAAUGAAAAACACACACUGUUGGCUUCCUUUUGCCAGCUUCAACUCCCUGUAUGUUCUGAUGCAGAUACUUGCCAAAAUUCAGCACCAUUUGAAGAUCAAAUGUCAAUGGAAGAUGCUAUUGUUAAUGAAGACAUACCUGUGAGUAAAAACAGCCCUGACUUCAUAGAAAAGAAUCCCACUGUGCCUAGUGACUGCACACCAGCACAAACUACCACAGAGGAAAAUGCUAAGAUUAAUGAUGUGGCCAAAAUGGACAUCGGAAAUAAAAUUGAUCAUGAGCCAUUGGCACCUUCAAACACAGCGGGGGAAAACAUCAGGUUGCAGCACAGACCGGGUUUAUGUAAAGGACAACGUGACCCAUUUGUACCUGUACUUAACAAACUGGGAUCUACCGUGCUCCAGUGGCCAUCAGAAAUGCUAGUUUAUACAGCCACGGAGCCAUCAAUAUCGUACAGCUGUAAUCCACUCUGCUUUGACUUCAAGUCCACUAAAUUAAACAACAAUCAACAUAAAGGUAAGCCGACCUUAAAUGACCUUAAUUCUCAACAGAAGGAGGACUUUUGCAAGAGGCCAGAUGCUGAUUGCAAUGAUGUACUAAUCGCAGGAGUCACAAAUAAUGAAAUUAGCAGUAAUACAAAUGAUCACACUAAAUUUACUGCUCUUCAGGCUGUCCACACUCUGUCCAACAGUUAUGAUUUAGAACAAAAUGAGAAUGUGGGUCAGAGGUAUAAAGAUAUUUCCUGUAUGAACAGAAAAACAAACAAAUACAAUUUUGCUAGAAAUCAAAUUAAGCGAGAUACUCUAAAUGGGAAAUACAAGAAACUCAGGUUGAAGGAGACUCGUGAGCACUGGUUUCAUAAAAGUAGAAGGAAGAAAAAAAGAAGAAAGUUAUGUCACCAUCGUCCUGGGCAGACAACCAAAGAAGCUGAAAGUUACUGCAAAGCAGAAAUGGAGAGCCGGUGCACUGAUGAGACUGGGAAGCGUCCACAGGAACCAGUUCCUGAAAGGCAGCAAAGGAGUCCAGAGCAACGGUCAGACUUACAUCAGCUACCGGAUGGAAGACCCAAAGCUGCAUCUAUAAAUGUAAGUGAAAAUGGAGAAAUGAAUACAACAUUGGACCCUGAAUCCAACAACCACGCUAUCAGUUCACAAAACCAUGAAGGAGAAGACACAAUAGUUGUAAAUGGACAAACAAAUCCACCAAUGAUACAUCCUGGGAAACAAAACUUAACAUAUUCCAGAACUUACUGCUGUUGGAAAGCCAGAUCAUCAAGCUAUCAAGGGGAUGACAGGUGCUUAGUUCCACAAAGUGAUAUGAAAGUUCCCAGUCAGAAUCAGCCUAUUAAAAGAGGUUACAAUUCUCUCAUGACUGAAGCAGAAAGAUCUCAUCGGAAGCGCAGACAACAUUCAUGUUCUUAUUCAUCAGAUGAAAAUUUAAAUCAACAGAAUAAGUUAGCAGAAGAUUAUUUGAAGCCACUGAGUGCUUCUGUCACUCCCUGUCAGCCGAAGAAGAAACGAAGGAGAAAAAGAAGCAGAUUCCACAUUGGAGGUAGAACUUUGAAAAUCAAAGACAAUUCAGAUUAUUCCAUGAAGAACAAUUCUUCUCUGAGUCACCCAGAUGGCUUAGCAAAGGAAGACACAAAGGAGGAAAUAAAACCACAAGAUAAUAUAACUAUCGAGAAGAACUCAGAACAAACAGAGCAAACCGAAAACAAAGUGACAUUACACCCUUACAAUCCACUUCCUUCUGAAACCAGUGGCAAAGAUGAGCAUUUGGUAACGGAGACUACUCCAUGUGACUUAUCACAGGCUUCCAAUGAUCCCUCUACAUCUGUGCAUGUAGCAAGGGCCCCAUCAAAUGACUCAAAUGACACUAACUUGCCAGAACAAAAUCAAAGAAGCCAGACUAUAAACAGUAACGAAAAGCAAAUUCCUUUCAAGGUGCCUCAUACUGAAAGGAACUUUAGAAAUGCACAGACUAAAUCAUACAUUUGCCGUUAUGAGCUAGCCGAGACCAUUCCACAGGGAAGGAUGUCUGAGGCGUCAACAGAGUGGCUGUGUUACAAUCCCGGAAUCCUCAGCUCGCAACCACCACCACUCCAGUUCAAGGAAGCCCAUGUCAGCGGCCAUGCCUUCGUAACAACAGAGCAAAUCCUGGCUCCAUUAGCUUUACCAGAGCAAGCAUUAUUGAUUCCACUAGAAAACCAUGACAAGUUAAAACAUCUACCAUGCGAGGUCUACCAGCACAUUAUUCAGCCAAACGUGCUGGCCAGCAAGGUCAAAUUGACCCUCCCUCCUGCUCCCCUGCCUCCUCCUAGCACUCCUGUGCAGCCUUUGCCUUUGCAGCGACCCUUCUGUUCUACCUCUGUUACCACUAUCCAUCACACUGUUUUACAGCAUCACGCUGCAGCUGCUGCAGCUGCAGCCGCAGCCGCAGCUGCAGGAACCUUCAAAGUGCUUCAGCCACACCAACAGUUUCUGCCCCAAGUCCCAGCUCUCGCCAGAACAUCUAUACCUCAGAUCUCGGUAGGAACUGUAGGACCUAGGCUUUGUCCCGGCAGUCAGCCAGCCUUGGUGGCUUCUCCUCAGCUGCCAAUCAUUCCCACAUCAGUUCUUCACCCCAGCCACUUGGCUUUUCCACCUUUACCCCACGCACUUUUUCCUUCAUUGCUUUCACCACAUCCAGCGGUCAUUCCUCUGCAGCCCCUCUUCUAG
Molecule: messenger RNA, 3603 nt
Organism: Peromyscus eremicus (cactus mouse)
Lineage: Eukaryota; Metazoa; Chordata; Mammalia; Rodentia; Cricetidae
Gene: Znf804a
Product: zinc finger protein 804A
Exons: 4
Coding region: 1-3603 (1200 amino acids)
Cellular component (GO): nucleus
Source: RefSeq, a predicted model, not a curated record